Messenger RNA from Gadus macrocephalus (Pacific cod), 3762 nucleotides. It is a transcript of the gene fndc7a, whose product is annotated as fibronectin type III domain containing 7a. Lineage: Eukaryota; Metazoa; Chordata; Actinopteri; Gadiformes; Gadidae. The record is from RefSeq and is a predicted model, not a curated record. Gene Ontology annotation, molecular function: protein binding. Bases 208 to 2655 code for a protein of 815 amino acids. The transcript has 11 exons.
CUAAAUCCCAGAGGAGGAGGAUUCUAACAUUCGGGCUCUCUGGUUAGUGCUGAUUUGCUGAAACAAUAAAGAAACGGCCGUAUGAAGGAAGAAAAAAAUAUAUUAAGUUAAAUUUAAGGAUGAGCUCCCCUUGCCAAAGGUCAAAGACAAGAAGAUCAACAGCCCGGAGGCACACUCUCUCUGGUUAAGAAAUACUUCACAUAAGACAUGGCAGGUACAGGUUUAAGGAUGCGUGCACUGUUCCUGCUGCUGGGUUUGUCACAGAUUUGCACUGCAGAUCAUCAUCAUCAUGUGUCCGUGUACACGGUCACGUCUUACAGUGUGACCAUGCAGUGGCCAGCGUACCCCGGCGCCAGCCACUACAGGGUCCAGGCCACGCCCCAGCUCAAUCCGGGACAUUCUACCGCCUUUUCCACGUUCAACGGCAACAUGGCUGUCGGAGGCCUCAACACCCUGUCCGCCAACACGGUAUACACCAUGCAGGUCGAUGCGAUGGACGAUGAGCUCAACGUCCUCAGCACCAUCGGGACGGAGGAGGCGCUCACAGCUCCUGAGGUGCCAGAGAUCACACUGGCCUACUCAAAGCAGAGCAGCAGCAUCACCGUGGAGUUCAACAAUGUGACGGGGGCCACCGGAUACAUCCUGAGGGCCAUGUCCGACGUGGACGACUUCUUUGAGGAGACGGCCGUCGCCAAGUCCCCGGGCACGAUCCAGGGGCUCGAUCCCUUCACCGACUACACGCUCAGUGUCAUGUCCGUCAACGCCGGUGGGCGGAGCCAGCCUUCAUACAACUACGAGCUCAGGACAGUGGUGACGGCUCCGCAGCUGGCCACUAUCUCCGAGACCAACAGCACCAUCUAUGCGAGCUGGCCCCCGGUGGAGCACGCCGCGUUCUACUCCCUCUACAUCUUCCAGACACCGAGCACCAACAAUCUCAUCGCCUUCAUCACCAACCAGACCUCCUUCACCUUCGACGGCCUGAGCCCCGGCACAUAUUACUGCAUCAAGGCCACCGCCUCGGAUCAGUACGGGCGGGCCGGAGACCACAGCCGCACCUGCCAGAUCACACGUCCCCCGACCCCGAAGCCGGUGGAGGUUCUGCUGGCCAUUGGGCAAAUUCGGGUGCCGGCCGUCAGGGUGUACUUUGGGCACUCUAAAGGUGCUGACACCUACUUUGUUGAAUCCAGCACUGGGCAGAACUGCACUCCUCAUCAAAGCUUGAGCCUAAACUACUGCAUCAUAUCCCCGCUGGUGUGCGGUCAGAACCUCUCCGUCAUGGUCACCGCCGCCAACACGGCAGGCCCCAGUGUUCCUUCAGCUGAGGAGGACUUUCAGACAUACCCGUGUCCUCCGGAGCUCAUCUGGGUGGAGGAGCCCUGGCCCGGCAGCUGCAGGGUGGCCUUCAGCCUGUCGCCCAUGGCUGACUUCUACAUGGUGUUCGUGAAGCGCGACGACGGCAUCGAGAUGGGCUGCAACAGCACGGGCGCGCCCUGCCCCUUCACCUGCACCUGCGGCUUCACCUACUUCUCCACCGUGUUUGCCCACAACCCGUCCGGCUCCAGUCCCUGGGGGGCCGUGGCCAACUACACCACCAUUCCUUGCUGUCCAGAGGUCGUUACCGUGCAGCUGGUUUCCACGGAGACGCUGGAGAUAGAGUGGGAGCCGGUGCGAGGGGCGGACCUCUACGAGACGCGGGCGGUGCAGACGGAAGGCGUGAUCCACUGCAACGACACGUCGCCGGUGUGCGCGCUGUCGGACCUGAGCUGCAACACCCAGUACUCAGUGGUGGUCACGCCCUGCAGCGAGCUACGGGGCUGCAACGUCAGCUGCCAGUCGCAGCAGCAGCACGAGACAGCUCCGUGCACCCCGCAGAUCCACAACCUGACCCAGGCCAGCGAGUCCAGCAUCACGGUCCACUACACGACCCCCAACAGGCCCAGCACCAACUACUCUGUCUCGGCGGUGGGACGCAUGGACACGCACCACUGCCACUCGCAGUCCGCUUCCUGUGAGCUCACGCAGCUGCCCUGUGGGGCCGUCUUCGAGGUGGUGGCGGUGGCCAGCAACGCCGUCGGGCCGAGUCUGCCUAGCUUCAGCGUUCCUCUGGAAACAGGACCCUGCUGUCCCUCCAACCUGAGCGUGACGCAGGUGACCCAGGCCAUGUCCAACGUGACGUGGGGCCCCAGCCUCGGCGCACGCUCCUACAUGACGGCCCUGACCGCGCCGCGGGGCCACGCCCAGUGCCACACCAUGAGCACGCACUGCCUGAUGGGAUGCAUCACCUGCGGCACCAACUACAGCGUGAACAUGGAGGCCAUCAGCAGCACGGGGCACGUGUCCAACUGUAGCUACAGCGGAUUCUCAGCCAGCGCCUGCUGCCCCACACACGUCAAGCUCCAUCGGAUGUCCAACCACUCCAUGAGGGUGUCCUGGCGGUCCUCCGCGCCGCCCCACCAGAACUACACGGUGGCCGUGUCCGCCGCGGGCUCCAACCACACGUGCACGCAGGCCCCGUCCAGAAGCUACUGUGACGUGCAGAACGUGACGUGCGGCGACGUGUACACAGUGGUGGUGGCGCCGGUCAACAGCGACGGCAGCGUGGUCAGCUUCUGCCCACAGAGGAUGUAUGCCGGUAAGACAGGGACGGAAAAGUAAAGCAUUGAAGCAUGGUGUAGGCUGGGCUUAAGGAGAUAGGUACAGAUAGUGCUUUAUUUAUCCGGGGGUCGGGCUUAACCAAACCCUAUCCUGUGUGAAAACAGAAGACGAAAUGAAUGAAUGGAUGAUCAUUAACCAAUGGUGUUGUUUUGUCAUGCCUACAGUCUCUUGCUCGGGCAACGUUGGAAUGGGUAAGUGUCCGGACAUUAAGGGGCCAAACUGUUAAUUUUUUAUUUAAAGUAAUCAAUAAAAUCACUAAUUCAGGAUUUUCUUUCUUUCUUUCUUCAGCGAUCUACCGUGGAAGGGUUAGUACAGGUUAAAUGUGGUAAGUUUUAUUUGGUCAUCUUCACUUUUUAGUUUUUUUGCCGCAUCUACUGAAGGGACAGACUAAACAUGUGCAAUAUAACAUGCUGAGACACAUACAUCAAGCUUCUCCCAACGUGCAAUUUGUAAAGAGAACUUAAAAGCUUUAAAAACUUAAAAACUUAAAAAAAGCUUUAAAACUGCUUUAAAACGACCGGUCCAUUGGGAACCUCUUUAGCAUUAAGGGUAUCGUGUGUCCUUAAAUUGACUCUGUAUCUAUAGGAUUCUCUUAACAAAGGUUGAAAGUGUGAGCAGAAGAGGAGGAAAGUUGUUUAGACAAGGACACCUCUCUCUCUGUCCCCUCGGGGACCUCUGGGGGUCAUGUCUUGCUUUCAUAGGAGGUGGAAUAAAACAAUGUGACACAUGUUACAUGCUGCUGUGUAGAAACAUACGUGUGGUCGGCCUGAAUGACUUACCCUGAUGUGUUAACAACGACAAUGCUGUUGUGUUGUUGACGGCCCGCCUUGAAAGACGUUAGAGAUGCUUUUGAUAAAUGCAAGUAGAAGAUUAAGUUAUUUCUUAUUUUAUGUAUUCCUGUGUUAAUUUAUAUAUGUAUGUAUUCAGAAAAAAAUAAAGGGGGUUUCUUUGUGUUUUUUAAAACACAAAGUAGGCUUGAACUCAUUUAAACUCAUGAACCUUGUGUCUCACAAAAUACAGAAGCUCGAUCCAAGAGGUGAAACCAUAACUCGGUAUGCAGGUCAACUUGUCCGGGCUGAUGUCUUCUUUCCUUUCUCUCUUGUCCCU